Molecule: messenger RNA, 4642 nt
Organism: Salarias fasciatus (jewelled blenny)
Lineage: Eukaryota; Metazoa; Chordata; Actinopteri; Blenniiformes; Blenniidae
Product: pollen-specific leucine-rich repeat extensin-like protein 1
Exons: 5
Coding region: 121-2415 (764 amino acids)
Source: RefSeq, a predicted model, not a curated record
CCGAAGCCGAGGCCCGCUCGCGUUUUUUUUUUUGUGCGCUCUGUCCGGGAUUUACGCGCCUGAUCCAAAAUGUGCCGGUGAUCCCUGCUGGAGGACUCCAGGCUGCAGACACACUCCGACAUGAGGAAAGCCACGCUCAACUUUCUGGGUCGAAAGAACCAGUCCCUGUUCGACACCAAUGUAAAAAUGAAGGAAAUCGACAAUGUGGAUUUUGUUCCGUCAUCAACCGUCGUCACAGAGUCAGGCACAGCCAGCGUGCGAGCCAGACCCACUGUCAAGCAUCACGCUUCGACUGACAAUUUUCAAGGGUUUGCCGUUCCGACACCAAAGGUCCCCGUCCUGCCUCCCAUCAAUGGUCCAAAGAUCAAUGGUUCAGUUGGUGGAAGUCGCUCGUACAAUGGCUCCGUUAUAUCUGUGCCUGACCUUGUAGAAGGGGAAAUAUUGGUCCCUCCCCACCCCUCUGUGGCACCGCCGCCACCUCCUGGGACUUUUAUCCUUCCCCCUCCAGACUUCUUGGGAGACCUCAACAGUCAAGAGCUGGCAAACCUUCAGGCUGUUUCUGUGCCUGCGCCCAAACCCAUGGCAUUGGCACAAUCUGGGGUGAAUGAGGAUUUGUCCUUCUUAAAACCACCAUCAAUGGCUCCACCAAAGGUCCCUUCAUCUGGCCCUGCAUCCCCUGCACCCAUUUAUAGUCCAACACAGGCCAAAGUUCCUCAGCAUCCAAGUUAUGCGCCGCCAAUGCCCCCGACUGAUAAACAAUUCAGGACUGAAAAGACGCCGCCCCCCAAGCCCCUCAGAUUCUCCUCUGUCUCCAGUCUUGACUCCCCGCCACUGACUCCUGCUCCACCUCCUCCCGCGAAGACACCCGCGUUGUCCACCUUCAAUCCCCAAAACAAAGCAAAGCUUUAUAAUGUUCCGAAGCCCACAGAUUUCGGUGUGUAUGAGGACCUGAGGCCGAAGCAGAUGUUACUUAUGGAAGAUUCUGUGUAUGCUAACUCUGUGCCUAAAGUGGUUCCAACAUCCAAACCUACCCACAGAGAUGCUCAGGACCUGAAGGAGACAUUGCGAAGUGCACAACCGUCAAAAUCGCCCCUUCCUGAGGUAAAAAAGGAGGCUAGAACCGGGCCAGUAGAAAUAAGCAAAAUGCUGAAUGGUCCAUCUCAGAAGUCCCCACAGCUUGUGAAAGUGAAUGGAACGAUACCAAGUUUAGAGUCCACAAAGUCCAAAUUUGAAGCAUCUCAAGAUCAGAACCUCAAGUUCAGUCCACUGUUGGAUCGUAAGCUACGUAACAUAAAGGGUGAAACCAACGGGCCGCGAGAGGGGUCUGCGGCAUCUCCCCUGGCUCUUUUGAAGGCAGCAAAGGAAAGAGAGAAACACAGAUCUGUUAACACUUCAUUACAGGACGACAACACCAGUAACCACAGCCAGCCGGGUACAGGCAACCACCUGAGCUACUUAAGCCAAAAUUCCUCUGCUGCCAACCCUCAGCAAGCCUUGUAUUCGUCUGUACUACCAAAGGAACAAAGACUCCGGGAGACUCCAAAGUCUGCACUCAUGGACCAAACACAGAAAGUAUUGAACCCAGCAAAAUAUGACAGUACUGCACUGAUCAAGAGUCGAACGCCAUCUACUGGUCCAGCUCCCAGUCAGACUGCAAGUACAGCCCCACCUGUGAGAAACCUGGUGGAGCCCAAACAGUAUGUACAUCAAAGUCCAUCAAGGUCCCAGCCUGCAUCGCCUGAGGACAAUAAAGCUGAGGUAAAUAUACCGUUUCUCCCUCCACCGCCAGAGUUUGGUGACUUUAUGGAGCCACCUCCAUCCAUCCUACCACCAGACCCGCCAAAGAAAAAGGUACCAGUGCCGACUGUCACCGCUUACCCUCAAGCUCCAGCACCGCCACCGCCACCUCCUCCUCCUCCAAAAGCAGUGGCCCCUCCACCUACGAAGUUCCCCGUUCCUGACUUUGAUGUAAAGCUGAAGCCAACCUCUCAGACAACUCCCAAGCCAGCCGCCGCUCAGCAACCAGCCACUCUCUCUCCCAGCCAGGUCACACUCCUGAGCAUCCUACAGAAGAAAAUGUUGGAGAUGGACCAGAAAAUGUCCCCAAUGAAUGAGGCCGAAUCCAAUUCUGAUGACUGGGGCUCUCCUUUGUCCGACGAGAACAAUAGCGCCCCUGUUGUACCCAAAGUCAAACCGCAGACCAAGAGUUACCCUGCCGCCAGCAAAGCAACCGCGCUGGACAUGAGGGAAUUAGAAAAUAAAAUGGCCAGAAAACCACUAGAGACGUCGUCAGUGAAACUUCCCCCCACCAGCAACGGAUCUCAACACCAGUCCAAACAUCAGUAUGGUAUGACGUUAACAGUCCGCCCUGGAACCAGGAAUCCCAUCACCGUUGUUAGAAGAGGAGAUCCUUAAAGAUCCACGGAAAAGCUAACGGUGCACAUUGCGUGUCAUUGUAAAGUUUUUUCUAGCACAACUUGUGAAAACAUUUUCAGCAGAUGAGUUUUACAAAAGUGAUAUAACACGUGUAUCUCAGGAGGAAGGUCUGCUUCUUGUGAGGAUCACACUGUUCGUGUUUUAUUCCCCAUUUGUAUAUAAGUGUUAGUGUUUUCAGGUGGACAACUUUUAAAAGCUUUUUUUUGCUGCUACGAGGUACACUUGUUGCCCUUUUAACUACAGCUCUUAAUCAGUCUCAGCUCUACAUGGGUGAUAGUCUUUUUAUAGGUAAAACAAUUCAGUGAAAAUGGAGUGUUGAGCAUGAAGUGUUUCACAGAUUCAUCUAUAACCUUGAUUGUAAAAUAGAAUAAUGUAAAAUAUAAAUGCUGUUCAAGCUGUAAUUAUAGAACCCCAAAUAGAAACGCCUUACACUGUUACAUGUACAUUAUGUAGGUCUUCUGAAACAAAUCCAACAGUUAAAUCAGAAAAGUGCCUUUACUGCUACAAAGCAUUUUUCAUAUUUAUUGAUCUAAGAAAUGUUUUACCAUAUGUAUUCAUGCCAUUUUACUGGAGUAAUGUCCGUGUUUCUAUAGGUACAUGUUUUGUUGUACAUACAUGUUUGUGUAAAGUUUAAAUAAUUUUGUAAGGUAUAGUUUAAUGUUUAAGGAUUAAAAAAGGAAUCAAACUCAGUUAUCUUCGCUAAAUGUAGUUGGACGACUUUCGACCGAGAAAAUAAAAAAAAACAAUAUCUGCAUUGCUCAAUAUGGAAAUCCUCGUUUGUUUGUGUAUUAACCCUAUGCUUCACAAAGAAACAUUAAGAACUGAAUUAUUUAAGUACUCAUUUUUAAUAAGGCAGUAUUUAAUAUAGAUAUAUAUGUAUAUUCAACCCCUUGAUGAGCAUAUCACCUCUUGUUCUGCCAUCUAGAACCAAUACAGAGCAGGUUAAAAUGUAAAAAAAAAAAAAAUACAAAAAUGUAUCACAUAUUCAUUAUGGCUUUACCAGGUGAGGAUUAUAGAGUGCUGGAGUCGAUCGACGCUAGACGCUAACAAUGAGCAAAGCCUGGAUACACCCUGGACAAACAGUCCACAGAGAGACAGACAGACACACACUCUUCAGUUCAUAGCCACGGACAAAUUAGGGUGACCUGAACCUUAAAUGUUUGUUUUUGGACUUUGGGAGGAAAUCAAAGGACACAGGUAAAACCCACGCAUGCACAUGUAGAACAUGCAGACUGCACACGGAAAUGUCAAACACGAACUGAAACCCAAGAGUGCAAACCACAAGUGUGUAUUCCCUCCAGGAGAAACAGAAAAACACACCUACUUUUAACUGAAAUAUUGUGUAUACAGUAAGCACAAAAUUACUUCUAAAUAAGUAAAAUUUCUCAGUAAAUCUAUUUCUAAAGGACAUGACAUGAUUUUUUUUUAUUAUUAACGUUGAUAACAGUCCACAUGUGGAAAAUAAGACACCAGCUGAAAUAAAUCAGUAAUUAGCUUAUCCUGCACCUUCUUAGUGCUAAUAGAUUUCAGCUGGCUUAGUGAGCUGACCGUCAAAAAAAAAAAAAGGUGUCACAGCAAACAUUUUAUGACGUGAAUGCAACUCUGUUGUUACAAAACAUUCUAAUGGAAUCCCAGUGUUGGGAAAUUAAUAUAUUACAGUCUGUGGUUGCACAACAGGCCAGGGCAAGUAAUCUACUUUGCGAACAUACAGGUUUCCAAACUGAAUUUUCCACUUAGCAUCACUGGAGCUUUAAUCCAGAAGUGGAAGUAAUGUCAUGUCAUUGUAUCCUAGUUUGACCUAAUUGCUCCUUGCAGGAUUUCUGAAGAGUUUCCCAAAAGCCAAAGAUUUGUGUAGAGUUCCAAAGACCAAAGGAAAAAUAGUAAUGGACUUCACCACCAUGGUCUGUAAGACGUGCAUUCUCCACACAAGACUCCAUUGCUCUAAGAAACAAGGAUGUUGGUGUUUUAAGAUCUGUGAAGUAAGGGGAUAAUGUUUGAUAAAAAUUAUAUUUUUGGGAGCCAUAUGAAACACUGCACUUAGAGGGAAAUGCAGAUCACCCCAAAUGUACAGAAGAGUAAACUGUGAAGGUGGGAAUUUCAUGAUAUGUGGCUAUUUUUCAGCAAAUAGCAUCAGCAAACCCUAAGAACGAAUAGAAAAAAAGUCACUGAUUAGAGUCUGCUGCCAUCUGGCAGAGAGGACAUGAAA